Molecule: messenger RNA, 5394 nt
Organism: Sipha flava (yellow sugarcane aphid)
Lineage: Eukaryota; Metazoa; Arthropoda; Insecta; Hemiptera; Aphididae
Exons: 1
Coding region: 1-5394 (1797 amino acids)
Biological process (GO): DNA integration
Molecular function (GO): zinc ion binding; nucleic acid binding
Source: RefSeq, a predicted model, not a curated record
AUGGAUACACAAGAAGGCGCACGUAUUAGUCGUACGUUAAAAAAGGCAUCACUUAGGCGCAAUGAAUGCAUGAAAAGUAUUCGUAAGAUCCAUUCGCUCGCGGAGCGUUGUGUAGAAAAUGCAUCGUUGGUUUCGCAGUUGUCGUUUAUGCUUGAGGAGGUAGACGCGAUCUGGGCGGCCUUUGUUUCUGAAAGCGAAACUGUGAUGGAUUGUCUGAUUGAUUUAGAUCGUGAAUCAGAAUAUUCAGUUGAUCAAGUCGUUGAGCUUCGAGAAUUGGUUUCCUUCGCUCGGGCAACUCUUAAUCGUUACAGCUCUGAUCAGAAUGCUGAAACGUCUAUUCGAAGCGAUGUUCGUAGAAACUCCAGUACAUCUCUUGUUGGCCAACAGUCUGUAAAUGAGUUAAUUGUUGAGGGAGCGGACCACGAACUUCGUAGUCAAAAUAUACAUGACAGUGUAAUAGUGUGCGCGAAUCCCGGGGAAAACGGUACAAAUAUCCAAGUAGAUUCUGAUGGUUCUAGCUUACGUAGUAAUAUGUCUAAUGUCAAACUGGUCCGGUUACCUGAAAUACCUCUGCCCACCUUUCAUGGCGAUAUUUUUAAAUGGUUAACAUUUCGGGACCGCUUUAUUUCAAUGGUAGAUCAACGCCCAAAUAUUAACGACAUCGAUAAAUUUUAUUAUUUAACAGGCUGUCUGAAAGAUAAUGCGUUAGAAGCAAUCUCUGGUAUACCGGUAUCCGGCGAAAAUUAUAAAUUGGCGUGGUCCACGCUAACGGCACGUUUUGAUAGACCGCGCUUGGUUGCUUCUUCGUUGAUUGAUAAAUUAUUAAGUGCUCCUAAAGCUUCAACUGAGACGCUUUCAGAUCUACAUAAAUUUUUAUUGGUGUUCGACGAAGGGGUGUCGGUUCUUGAUUCUAUGAAACUCCCCGAUCUCGGCGAUUUUAUUUUAUUUUCAGUGGCUUCACGGUGUUUACCGUCAUAUUCGAUCAAACUUUUUGAGUCACAACUCUCCAACGGGUUUCCUACAGUUAGGGACCUAUUAGCUUUCGUCAAGUCACGUAUCAAUGUUUUAGAAUGUGUACCCAACGUACCGCGUGAUUCUGUUCACAAGUCAAUAAAACAGUCGGUCCCUCAAAAUUCGUAUGCCACACCGAAUCGUUAUAAUUCCGGCGUUAAUAAGUUUAAAAAACAACAGUCCACAUCGUUGAUGACUAAUACGGUGAUAUCGAAAUCAAACGUGUUGUGUCUCAUCUGUAAGGGGUCGCAUGCAGUGUCGGUAUGCCAUAAAUUUACGGGCUGGUCCGUAGACGUUCGAGAAAAAUGGGUUCGUGAAAAUAGAUGUUGUUUCCGGUGCCUGCGCAUUGGCCAUUGGGCCCCUGAGUGUAAGUCUCCUGUGCAGUGCACUAAAUGCACCCGCAGACAUCAUCCACUACUACAUACUUCGGCCACGGGUAUGAAUGAUAGAAGUAGCAAUCCAACUUGUAAUAGUCAGGUGUCCCGCGAAGAAAGCACGGCGCAAUCGUCUCUUUUAGGCAGUAGUACGCAAAAUUCAUCGUCUGUUAUUCUCGGGACCGCACUAGUUCAUAUCCGCGACUGUGGUGGUGUGUUGCACACUAUGCGCGCUCUGGUUGAUUCUGCGUCCCAGAUAAGUGCGAUUACCGCGGAUGGCGCUGCCCAAUUGGGUUUAAGAGUUACCCGUUGGACCGCCCCUGUAUCUGGGUUAUCAGGUGCUUCGGUACUGAACGUUAAGGGAAUGGUCACUUGCGAUAUUCAGCCUCGAUUUUCGAAUGAACCAUUUAUCAAUUUUACAGCUUGGGUGUUCCCCACGGUUACAGGUAACAUGCCUAGCCAGUCAGUAUCCAGCCAGGUAGCAGACAAAUAUAAAAAUUUGGCCCUAGCGGACCCCUCGUUCACGAUACCAAGUAAGAUUGAUUUGUUACUCGGUGCCGACAUAUUUGCGCGUAUCUUGAACGGUAAACGGGUGUCGGUAGGUGACUCGUACCCGGUGGCAUUCGGCUCAAUAUUUGGUUGGAUAAUAAUUGGCCCUGUCCCUCCUUCGAAUAAUUACGUUCCUACUUCACAUCAUAUCUCAUUGGUUUCCUCAAUCGAAUCUUUAAUGGAUAAAUUCUGGCAAGUAGAGGAACCAGAAGCGGCCCCAGUGACCUUUACUUGUGACGGAAAAUGUGAGGAGUUGUUCCGUGAUAAAUGUUCUCGUGACGAAUCCGGACGUUUCGUUGUGCCCCUGUUGUUCCGUCAAACGGUCGCGGACAAUAUCUUUUCUGGCUCGCGUGCUGUCGCAGUAAAACGCUUUGAAUCCCUCGAGCGAAAGCUUACGUCAGACGACCGACUUCGCGAGGCGUACUGUAACUUUAUGGCUGAAUAUCUAUCCUUAGGGCACAUGUCACCGGCUACGACCACUGGUUCCUACUUUAUACCACACCAUGCUGUGUUCAAGUCUUCCAAUUCAGAAGCCAAAAUUCGUGUCGUGUUCGACGCGUCCGCUCAAUCGUUUUCUAGUACAUCGUUAAACCAAUGUUUAUUCGCGGGCCCAAAAUUACAACAGGACGUUAUUGAUGUACUGAUGCGUUUUCGUCUGCCGCGUUAUGCAUUUACCGCGGACAUUAAUAAAAUGUAUCGGCAAGUUUUGUUAAUUCCCGAACAUCGUCGUUAUCAACACAUUCUAUGGCGUGCAUCCCCGCAGGAUGAGCUUAAGGCAUAUGAACUGAAUACAGUAACAUAUGGGGUAAACUGUGCCCCGUUCUUAGCUAUACGGGUGCUUCGGGAAAUUGCUGAGUCUGACUGUGUUGACGUUCCAUCUGUCCGUGACGCUUUAAUGUUCAACACUUACGUCGACGACAUUUGCGUGGGGGGUGACACAGUAGAUGAAAUAAUCACACUCCAGACCGAUUUAAUUAACAUAUUGCAACGAGCAGGAAUGAGCUUGAAGAAGUGGUCAAGCAAUAACACCGCGGUUUUAGAUAGGGUACUGCCUGAAGAUAGGGCCGGCGGGAUGUCGUCCUUUGAUGAUGAUACUUGUAGCGGCUCCAAGGUAUUAGGGCUUCAAUGGUCACAACGUGAUGACACCUUUUUGUAUAUUGUUCAACCUGAACGUUUAGUCUCAACUAAGCGGGGAAUGCUGUCACUAAUUGCUCGCAUAUUCGAUCCCCUUGGUUUAUUAGCACCCGUAAUAUUUUUCGCAAAACAUUUGAUGCAACGCGUAUGGCAGCUGGGUAUUUCAUGGGAUGAUCCAUUACCCCCCGAAAUAGUUGACGUUUGGAAUAAGUUUGUGGCGGAUCUCCCCGUGUUACAACAAGUAACUGUUCCCCGUUUUAUCGGUACUCAGACCGGUGUGCAAGGUGUCCUAUGCGGAUUUUGCGACGCGUCCGAAAAGGGAUAUUCUGCGGUCGUUUAUUUAAGGUUAUUUAAUCAAUCCGGACCACCAGUAAUUUCAUUAUUAGGGUCAAAAACCAAAACUGCCCCCCUCAAUUCGUCGACGAUUCCACGGUUGGAACUUUGUGCGGCGGUCUUACUCGCUCGGUGGAUGGUUCGAAUUAAAACCGCGUUAAAUAAUAAAAUCCAAAUAGUAAACUUAUAUGCAUGGUCAGACUCUACUACUGUACUUAGUUGGCUGAAAGUACCACAUGAUAAGUUUAAAGUUUUCGUUUCAAAUCGUAUUCACAAGGUGAUAACGUUACUACCCGACUGUCACUGGGAUUAUAUAUCGUCGCGUGACAACCCCGCAGAUUGUGCGUCGCGAGGUGUUUUCCCCACCGACUUGGUCCACCAUAAAUUAUAUUGGCGUGGACCUGAAAUUUUAUAUCGUGAUGUGCUCGAUGGGCCGACGUUGAGUCGAGACAUCAAUAUUGAAAAUUUACCGGAAUUAAAAAUCGUGUCGCCAGCGACGUUAGUAACCAAGACUAGUGACACUCUUGAACCGGAAUGGUAUUCACGUUUUUCCUCAUAUUCUCAUAUGAUUCGCGUUGUUGCUUAUGUGUAUCGUUUUAUUAAAAUCUGUAAGCGUCGUCAGACAUACGUAACUCCAUUUUUAACUCGCGCCGAAUUGGACCACGCCGCCGUGGCAAUCGCGAAAUGUUCACAACACAUUACGUUCGGUAAGUUACUUUACGAGCUGUCGCAGAAUCGUCCGAUUACCGCCGGACCUAUAGCUCGUCUCCGCCCGUUUAUAGAUUCCCGCGGUCUUAUUUGUGUAGGUGGCCGCCUGUCAAACGCAGAUGUGCCGGAAACACAAAAACACCCUAUUCUAUUAGGCAAAUCGUCGCAUUUAUCCAUUUUAGUAAUCCGUCACUGGCACGAAAUUACCGGUCACGGUGGUCCGAGGAUAGUAACAUCUCUCAUUAACCAGUCCUUUUGGAUUCUUUCACUUAAUUCGCUUAUUAGGUCCGUCCUUUGUAAAUGUGUCACUUGUGUCCGUUUAGCGGCAGUUAAUCCGCAACCCAUCAUGUCCGAUUUACCUACGUCUCGAGUGUCCGAAUGUCAUCCGUUUUCGUGUGUCGGAAUUGACUUCGCUGGUCCUAUUGUAAUGACGGAACACCGUUUACGUAAGGCCCGUCAAUUUAAAGUGUAUAUUGCCGUAUUUGUAUGCUUCGCAGUCAAGGCUGUACACCUUGAAUAUGUGUCUGAUUUGUCUACAGAUGCGUUCUUAGCAUCGUUACAACGGUUUGUCGCACGUCGAGGACUUCCCAAGGACAUUUAUACCGAUUGCGGCACAAAUUUUAUCGGGGCAUCUAAUCAGCUACGCGAGCUUGUCAAUGUUUCCGGUUGUAAGGACCAUCUUAUCUCUCGUUUCCAAUGCACUUGGCAUUUUAAUCCACCCGGUGCACCCCAUUUCGGAGGGUUAUGGGAGGCGGCUGUGCGUUCAGCAAAGCGUUUAAUGACACGUAUUAUGGGUGAACAUACCUUCUCCGUUGAAGAAUUGAACACAAUGUUGUGCCGUAUAGAGGCCAUCUUAAACUCUCGCCCUUUAGUUCCGCUCUCUUCUGACCCGGCGGAAUAUGACUGUCUCACCCCCGGGCAUUUUUUGAUAGGCCGCCCGUUACUUUCGCUUCCUGAAGUGUAUAUAGCUGAUACGGCUAUUCCUUUAGCUCAACGCUGGAAACUGAUAAACCAAUGCGCACAGUAUUUCUGGCGCCGCUGGCGCAAUGAAUAUUUAAAUACUCUCCAAAUGCGGAAUCGUUGGAUGACCGAUGUGCCCAACAUUUCGGUUAAUGAUAUGGUUAUUAUUAAAGAACCCAAUGUUCCUCCGUUACAAUGGCGUAUGGCGCGAGUUCAAGAGGUGUUUCCUGGGGCAGAUGGAGUAGUGCGAGUGAUUCGAGUACGUACCGCCACGGGAACUUUUACGCGUCCCGUUGUAAAGGUCGUGAAAUUGCCUAGUUCCUAA